Messenger RNA from Bactrocera neohumeralis, 1475 nucleotides. RefSeq lists its product as uncharacterized. The coding region runs from base 349 to 1404 and encodes 351 amino acids. Lineage: Eukaryota; Metazoa; Arthropoda; Insecta; Diptera; Tephritidae. The transcript has 2 exons. Gene Ontology annotation, molecular function: protein phosphatase regulator activity. Gene Ontology annotation, cellular component: endoplasmic reticulum; protein phosphatase type 1 complex. The record is from RefSeq and is a predicted model, not a curated record. Gene Ontology annotation, biological process: response to endoplasmic reticulum stress.
UCGACUGCGAGUCCAAAUUGAAAAAGUCUAUUAUAAAGAAUAGCUUCAUUUUAAAAUGUAUACAAAUUCUUUGUGUUGCAGUGGAUUUGGAAUUGUAAACAUAAUUGACAUUCAACUAUUUGAAUACCGUGUACUUAUAACAAAUAAUAUUGGUGAACAUCAAGUAAUAAUAUCACGUCAAUUGCCAAAAUUGGUGACUUUCGAAAAGUGGUGACAUAAAAAGGCUGAUGAAAUUUAUAAGAAACUCUGUCCUUGAAGUGCGAUAUUUAACAAUUUUUAUGUGGAAAUUGAAUUACUUGAUUUUGCUCAGAAUAAUAAUGUAUUGGUUAAUUUGGAAGAAUUGUUUAAAUGAUUAUUCGUCACAUGCUUGAAUCAAAUAAUAUAUUUUCAGCACACCUAUCUUGGGUAUAUAAAGCUUUUGAGUUUGUGCACCUGAAAAAUAAGUCUUCUGUAAUUUUUAAUACAGUUAUUUGCGUGUUUAAUGACGUGAAAGCAAACUUAUGUGUUAAUAAUGUGUUAGCAUUAAACAUUUCAGGAGUAAACUUUUGUAAAAAUGUUAAUUUAAGCCAUAAUUUAGAUAGAAAAAGUCUUUGCAUUUGGUCAAAUUGUAAUGUAUGCAGUUUAAGUACUGUAUCUAAGUUAAAUUUCAUAAAAAUGUCGCUAAAAUCAUUUUCGUUUACCUGUGACACCGUUGCGAAUUGUGAAGUGCCUGCACAGAGUGCUAUUCGAGUAAAUAUAAAAUCACCGUUCAAAGAGCCUGUGGCACAAAACUUGCUUGCCCAACUAAUAUCCGGCUUUAGCAUGCCGAUUUGUAAGGAUAUGAAUAAAAUUCCUAAUAAUAAGCCAAUGGAAACCGCAACAAGAGAAAAUGAAAGAAUACCUGAAGACGGUAGCGAUAAAGUAAAAGAUAGUGCUUUUAAUACUCAUCCGAUAAACCUAGGAUGCAGUUACUGGAAACAGCGACAGCGAACUCUGUCUGAACAUAGUGAUGAUGUAUACUUUUUAGAAGAUGACGCAAGUGACACCCAAAACCCUGAACAAUAUUCUACCUACUAUGACGAUGAUGAUGAAGAGGACUCCGAAGAUGAUGAAUGUUCUUCAAACAUCAGUUUUGGAUGUAAUGCUGAAAAAUUAAAUGACAGCGUUGAAAGUCUUGGUAGUGACGCACCCAAACCGGCAGAAAGUAGUAAAAGGGUCCGCUUUAAUUUAAAUCCCGAAAUUCAUGUGAUGUAUGCUUGGAGCUACGCUUAUAGGUCUGCAAGGAAGGGGCAUUGGGAGAGUCUUGCCCGUGAUAGAGAUCGUUUUCGUAAACGUAUUGAAAACACAUCUAAAUACAUAAAUCCCAUUUUAACUCCUGAACAUCGUAGUUUUAUCUAUAAUACGAGGUUUGACAAGAACAUGUAGUAAGAAGUUUAAGUAGAAUGUAUACUAUUUGUAACUGUAAUAAAAAAUAAAGAAUAAUAUGUAGAACUAGA